AUGGCGACCUCUGAGGCUGUGGAUAGUUAUGGUGAGAUGCAGCUCGUGCUGCAUUCGUUGGCUGGGGUGGUCUUGGGGAGUGGGAUUACGUGGGCUGGGCUAGGGGAGAAGACUGACAGUGUCUUGGUGAAUCCUUGCAUAGCGAAUAAGGAUGAGGUUAUGUGUGGGUUCUCGCGAGAGGUUGUCUUGCUGGACUCUGGGGACAGUCGUGAUGGGUGGGAGGAGGCUCACAAGGCGUAG
Penicillium samsonianum is the source of this 240-nucleotide messenger RNA. RefSeq lists its product as uncharacterized. The transcript has a single exon. Lineage: Eukaryota; Fungi; Ascomycota; Eurotiomycetes; Eurotiales; Aspergillaceae. The record is from RefSeq and is a predicted model, not a curated record. The coding region runs from base 1 to 240 and encodes 79 amino acids.